This is a messenger RNA of Tachysurus fulvidraco (yellow catfish), 6075 nucleotides long. RefSeq lists its product as uncharacterized. The record is from RefSeq and is a predicted model, not a curated record. Gene Ontology annotation, molecular function: phosphotyrosine residue binding. The transcript has 7 exons. Lineage: Eukaryota; Metazoa; Chordata; Actinopteri; Siluriformes; Bagridae. The coding region runs from base 371 to 1819 and encodes 482 amino acids.
UUAACUACGGUUUAACUCCUUUGCAUAUCAGAUAGAAUUGGAACAGGUUACUGGUCGUUUAUUACAGUUUGUAAAAUCGAUGUAUUUCAGAGUGAAUGUUUCAAUCUGGCAACCCGUUUGGGAAAACUCAUAGCAACCUGGCAACCUUGUGCCCAGAGAAACGUGGGCUGAGCGCUCGGAGACGCACUCACACAGCCGGAGUUUCCACACAUCCGAAAGUGAUCGCGGGUCAGAAACGGGCGAGAGAGCUUGUACCGAAAAGUGUUGCGGAUUAACCGAGUUUUACGAAUACAGGGAGACUCAAGUGGAGUCACGGAAACCAAAAACGGAAACCUCCGCGUGUCGGAGCGGUGAGCGAUGCGCUGGCACCAUGGCCAAAUGGUUCAAGGAGCACCUGGGAUUCAAGAGCGCCAAAGCCUCGCCGCCGGCGCCUCCGAGACCGGAUUACCGGCACUGCCACGCGGCCGCCGCAGCUUACCAACACGCAGGCACUGGCACCGUAGGUGCGAGCUACCCGAGCCCCGCGCAACCGGACAUCCUCGCCGCGUACAAACUUCAGAAAGAGCUGGACUUCGAGGACCCGUACGCCGCCGGCGCCAACACUUGUUUCUCGGGCGCAGCGCUCUCGGAGGUGAAGUACGUGUCCCCGAAACACAGGCUCAUCAAAGUGGAGACGCUGGAGAGGAGCAGCGCGAGCCCGAGUGUUGGCGGAGGCGGCGGCGGCGGCGGAGGUGCCGGUGGUGGUAGUAGUGGUGGCAGCGUGAGCCAGGCAGCUGUAGGGAGCGCGAGAUCUCCAACAUCCCCAGCCGCCGAGCAUGAGAAUAAGCAGGACAAGGUGAUCAUCUUGGAGGACUACGCGGACCCUUUCGAUGCCGCGGAUCAAGCAGGCAGCACCCAGAACAUUGUGGAAAAGCCUGUGGAGAACGAUGGCUACAUGGAGCCGUACGAGGCUCAGAAGAUGAUGGCUGAGAUCCGAGGGAGUCGUUGUGUAAAGGAAGGGCCGGUUCGGCAGCUUCCUCUGUAUGACACCCCGUACGAGCCUGCAGAGAACGGCGGGGAUUCUGAUCCCCUGGGUUCACGUGAGAGCAGGCUGCCUCAGGAUGACGAGAGGCCGCCAGAGGAAUAUGAUCAGCCCUGGGAGUGGAAGAAGGAACGCAUCUCAAAAGCCUUUGCAGUAGAGAUUAAAGUGAUAAAGGACCUCCCGUGGCCUCCUCCUGUUGGCCAGCUCAGCACUACGUCCCCCCUGGUGGAGGUGGCUGAGGGUCCUCCUGCUCCCCAGCAGGCGUCCCAGCUCUCCCCUGGACAGAGCACCUCAGGCUGUGAGCAGCACCACCAGGUCCAGUUCGAGGGGGUGGAGAAAGGCAGGAUGUCUCCGACGAAAGACGGGAAAUCGAGGCCUCCCCAGCGUCACUCCAGCGGCUGCUUGGUCAACAUGAAGAUGAGCUCGGUGGAGCAGUGUAUGCCGACAUUGGGCGAGCGAAUUGACCCCACCAUGCCACUGGAGAGCCAGUUCUGGUAUCAUGGCGCAAUCAGUCGAACGGACGCUGAGUCAUUGCUGAGGUUGUGUAAAGAGGCCAGUUACCUAGUGAGAAACAGCGAGACCAGCAAGAACGACUUCUCCCUCUCUCUCAAGAGCAGCCAGGGUUUCAUGCACAUGAAGCUGUCACGAACCAAAGACAACAAGUACAUCCUGGGCCAGAACAGCUGUCUGUUCGACAGCGUGCCGGAGAUCAUCCACUUCUACUCCAGCCGCAAGCUGCCGAUCAAAGGAGCCGAGCACAUGUCCCUCCUGUACCCCGUGGCCAUCCGGACACUUUAGCCUCCAGUCUUUUUUUUUUUAUUUGAUCGCUGAAUGAAUGGCUUGUUGUUGCUUGUUACAGGUGGAUGGAACAUCCAUCAUCUGCAUUUACAACAGCAUCUUAUAAAGUUUGAUGACUGAUAUGGUGUCUGCUAAGCCUCUGUGAAUGGCUGCUUGUACACAGUGCUACUGGAACACUCUCCAGCAAAGACUGGAAGACUUUAGCGGCUUUAAAAAAAAAAAAAAAGCCCUCACUUUCCCACUGAUGGUGUCAGAUCUCAAGUCUUUUUUUAAUUUACGCCGAGUUAUACAUUCAGCUCAGUGGAUUAUGGAGACCACACCGACCACACAAAGCAGACUAAUCUGUAAAAAAUGUGUUUUCCAACAGCUCUAAUGUGCACCCUCAAAUCCAUUUCUGCUGACAUUUCCUGUUCAUUUGGAUUUAAAACCCUGAGCUUUGGCCUGCACCUCCUCUUUGAUUGUUUGGUCUCAUGCAUACUAAUAAAAUCUCACGCAAACCAUUUAUGUGGAUGUUUCUGAACUCCAGGAUGACUUAUAAUCUGCUGUUUGUUAAGAUUAGUAAACCGGGAUACCACAACUCAUGUGAACUUCCUGGAAGGGUUCUAGCAUGUGUUUUUCUCUUCAGUGUGAUACGUUCAGAGAUGACAAAUUGGAGGAACAUUUCGUUGUAUCAGAAACCAAUGCCCCAUACCACAAAGUUGCUGUUCCCUAUAAAGACUAACGUGCACUUGAAACACACCUAGAAAAACAUCUACAUAAAUCUUUCAACAACAGACAUAAACCUGCAUAAGCAUUUGUAAAUUUAUAUUGAUAAUUUUAAUACACGUGAUGACAUCCUAAUGACAGACUGCCUUCGUCAGUUUUGAUGUCAAGCCAAACAUAACAGUUGCCUGUAUGGAGGCUUAUUGCAUCGGUGAUCGGUGCUGUUGACAAAAAACUGCUUUCAUCAGCAUUACCCCCUUACUGUAUGUCAACACAAACUUUCAUUGACAUAAGUUUGCGUUACGAUACGUUCUGAAACGAUGGACAUUAGAAGUUCAUGACAACGGACUUCGUAGCUCUUUUGUAUUGCGGGUUCACAUGAUGGUGUAACAUUUCAGACAUUAAAAUAUAUAAAAAUCACAACACAGGAAAGGCAUUGUUAUAAGUAUUCAGCAUUGUCAAAAAGCUUCCCAAUUUUGGCUCUUGUACCUAGCAAAAUCUAAGACUCAAAUUUAUUUAAAUCGAUGUAUAAAGUUAGAGGUCAUGAGGUUCCUGUAAAUCGAUUUAGAGGUCAUGAAGCUUUUUCUGAAAAGCGUUUAAAAUAAUUUUUUAUAAUUAUCAGAACGAUGGAGGAAUUUUUGUUUGUUUGAUUGAUUGAUUGUUUUUUUGUUUGUUUGUUUUUUUGCCACUAUCCCAUUAUUGGGAAUUUGUUAAUUUGUUAACACUAUAUAAAUUAUUUACUUCUUAUAUAUUAAAAAAAAAAAAAAACUUAAAAGGAUUUCUUCAUGGCGCAACAGUAAAGCGGUUCCUAUCUUGUUCAGCGAUCACAAAGUGAAAUUCCUAAAAAGCCACAACCCAUCAGUGCUAGAAAUCCAAGAGAGCAAAAGUGGACAUUUGUCGUUAAGUUUUUGUGUCAUGAAGGUUUUAUGUAGUUGUAUAAUCAUCGCCAUUAUGUAAAGUGUUUACAAAUGACCUUUUUAGCUCUAAAACCGUUGUUUCAUUCCGAUCUGAAUUUUCUAUCGGUUGUGUCUAUUUGACCAGUUGCUUAAAAUGCAUUGCAUUCGACAUUUUUCACAAGUUGCAAAAAAUGUACGAUUACAGAUUCGGUGCAUUUGAACAAAGCCAAAAUUUCAAAUAGUUUAGAUAAUAGACAACAUAUUUGACUCGAGACUGAACGUCCUUGUGCGGCCGAGUGAAGCAUGAAAAAGGAUGUUCCAGACGUUUCAUAAAAAUGAGCUACUUUACAUUCAAUCCCCUCUUAGCUUAAGACUUGGGAGAAUGAAAUAUGUCUGCAUUGUCUACCUCAGAAAAUCAAUUUAAUUCCACCCAUCAGCCAAUCAAUAAGGUACAAUAAGAUUGCAGAUAUCGAUCCAACUCCCUUUUCCUCUCGUCAAUUUUCACCAAAUUGUACCUUGGCUUUACGGAAAAGUUUGUCUUGGUUAAACUCAAUCAAAGUUGGUUUGUUUCGUGCUUGUGCUCGCCUGCUCGUUUUACGAUCGUUUGUAUGUAAAUGUUACUCUGUACUAGUACGUGAUGCCAGUGACAAAAUUUGGGUUCAGGCUUUAGACUGUAGAUGCAUGGUGAGGAAAAAAAACUCCAGUCCGCUUCUUAAACUGAUUUUCCAUCUCCCUCCCCCAAAAAAUUGCUUUAACUGAAUGUUCUGUGACUGUAAUUUAUUAUGGAGUGAUUAUUAUAGCUGUGUUUUACUCCCAGAUAAAGUGACUGAGAUUCUUUUAUGUUCUCUCUGUUCAAAUCUUUGUGUGUCUGUGUGUGUGUGUGUGUGUGCGUGAGAGAGAAGGACUCUGAGUCUGUGUAUAAAACGGAAACAAACUAGCAUAUAAAUAUAUAUAUAAAAAGAAAUUCUGUGGUGCUCGAUCGUAUGCUAUCGAUCGGUUUGUUUUCCACAUGAUGUCCUGUUACAGAUUUCCGUGUGUUACGUAAACAUGAUGCGAAACCUGAUUGUGGUACAGACCAAAACCUGGAAUAUGCAAUGGUUUCUCCCACCUUUGUGCUUUUGUUGCCUGAUUUUGAGCCUCUCAGCAGGCGAGUCUGCCUAUGAAAAGGCCUUAUUUAAUCAUCUUUAUUGCUGGGGAAGCAAAGCCUUGCAGGUCUUGGAAUUAAUGAGGAUCUAAGAUGAAAGUUGCUAAUUAAACUCGUAAACCUUUAACACCAUAUUGCAAACCAUUGUGAGUGAGUCGCAUACAGUGUGCCAAAUGCAUUUAGAUUUAGAUUGCAUCUGCUCACAUUGUGAAGCUUGUAAAUAAUUUUUUAAUGAUUACAAAAAAAACACACAUCAAAAAAUAAACAAAUGCAGCGGUACGGCCGGACCUAUCCAAAAGAUAUCUGUCUUAAAUUCCCAUGAUUCUUAUGGGCCUGAUGAAGAGGAGUGCUCCUGUGUCUAUUGGAUUUCCUAGAUGUAUUUUUGUGUUGUUUUUAGAUCAAUUUCUCUUACUGUCUAAUCCAAACUUCAGAAAGGGAAUGAAAGAUUGUCAUUAUAUUUAAAACGAGAGAAUUACCGUUUGAUUUUUGUUACAGCAAGACACUGCAGGUGAAUAAAAUAUUAAAUCUUACAGUUAACCUUUGAUACUUAAUUGGUGAUGCUUUUAUUCAUUUUAAAUCAUUUAUUCAGGCAAUUUAGGCUUUGUCUAGUAGGUUCUGUCUAAAUAUGGAUAGAUCUGAAGAUUACAUGAAUGCAGGUCAUCUAGUAAAAUACUUGAUACUUGAAGAAAACAACGUGAUGUAUAAAUACACAGAGUUACCGGAGCCGCUUGUGUAAUUUAUAAGGUUUCAAUAUAUUGGCAUAUUUGUACAUUACAUUGAAAUGGAAUUGAGCCUAAAAUAUGUUAAAUCAAAAGCUUGAUCUGUGCAAAAUUGUCGUUUUUAUUUGUAGUGUCUUGCCUAAAUUUGAAGAUGUACAGCAUUUGUAUCCAUGUGACCUUUGCCGUGGUCGGGUUCUGAAUGUAUACUAAUAGGAGGUUAUUUUUACAUAAAGUCUUAACUGUUUAAAAACUAAAAUUAAAAAUCAGAGUGUAUGACUGGCAUGUUCAGGUAUCAGAUGACACAGAGGAUUGUAAAAUAAUGUAACUACCAGAUGCUGGCAGAUGGAAGAGAGGAAAAAAGGUUUGUUUUGUGAUGGUAGGUCUGAGGAUGAACAGCAGGAAGGCAGGAUAAUGGGGGAGGAGAGGAUGUGAAAGCCCUAAUCUUCAGUCUGCUUUAUUGUGUUCGUUAGAGCAUCUCAGUUUUUGUAGACGAGUGUUCUUUAGUAAGCUGUGUGUAAGUGGUUGUGUGUGUGAUACUUAUGCUUUUCUCAGCUUUAUUUAGAUGGAUACUGUGUGUGUGCGUGUGUGUGUGUGUGUGUGUGUGUGUGUGUCCCCUCAACCAUACACUGUCACCUCACCUGAAUCUAAUAUUCUUGUGUUAGCUUCCUCCUGUGUAUGCACUAAUAGAACAUAUCUGUACACUCUCAUGCCCAAAUGUAUAUACUGAAUGUAAUAAAUGGGGAUGUGGAGGCUUUGAGAUUCAAAGAAAUAAAGAGUUUAUGGGUCUAAAUGAGA